CCUAACACGCCCGGCGCGUGGUCCUCGCCCGCCGGAUGUUGAUGGCGUCGCCUAGCAACGGGAAAUGGCGGAGCAGGGCGACUCGGCCGGCGGGUCUCAUCUGGAAGGUGAAUCAUCUUCUGAAGAAGAGGACCAGAAUAAUGCAAGGGACGGGGUAUCAGCAGUAGAGGAAAGCAGCGACCAGAGAAAUGAAGAAGCUGAGCGUCCUACAGAGCAUUCCAGAAAGGAAAUUGAAAAUGACGGGGAAGUCACAGCCCAGGGGGAGGAUGAAGACGAUGAAGCUGAAAUCCAAGGGGUAAUGGAUUCGGAAGAGGAAUUUGAAUCUGAGGGGAAAUUAGAAUCUGAUAUGGAAGGCAUGGCCCCUGGAGGGAAAGCCAGUUCUUCAGAUCUGGCUUCCUCAAGCUUCGGUCCUGGGGAGGUGCCCAGAGAUGGAGUCGGUCCCCCAUACCCGCCUGAAAGAGCAAGGAAGAAAUCUCAUCUCGAAGACGGAGCGGCCCCACGCUCAUCCACAUCCAGAGGAGGGGGGGUCAUCUCCACAGAGCUCUCCCAGCAAGUGCCAGGCUCAUCUGAGCAAAUGGACCAGGCGUCAUUGCAGGGAGCGCUCCAGCAGAAGGUCUUCCCUCUGGGGGCUCAGCACCGCCAGAGCCCAGGGAGCAGCUACACAUCCCUGGACUUUGAUGAACAGCCUCCGGGCACGGAGGGCCCCGCCGCACAGGAGCCAGAGUCUGACGCCGGCACCAGCGAAGGAGCCACACCUUCGUUCCUGGACAGGAUCCAGCAGCUAAGCAUGGCGGAGGAAGGGGACCUGGUGGAGAGGAUGGAGUCCGAGGGUAGUGAUGAGGCUGAAGAAGACAGGUCCCAACUGGUGGUUUUGGACCCAGACCACCCUCUGAUGAUAAGAUUCCAGGCUGCCCUGAAGAACUACCUUAACCGGCAGAUAGAGAACGUGAAGCUGGAGCUUCAAGAGCUGGGCGUGGCCACCAAGCAAAGCCGAGUCCAGCGGCAGGAGCUGGGGGUGGACCUCUACGGGGUCCAGCAGCACCUGGCCCGCCUACAGAUGCAGCUGGAGAAGAACCAUGACCGCCACUCGAUCGCUGCCUGUGCCAGGCGGCAGAAGGAGGAGGAGCUUCAGAGCGUGCGCUUGCUCUACGCCCGGACCUGCGAGACUGCCAACGAGGAGCGCAAAAAGCUGACGGCUCUGCAAACGGAGAUGGAGACCCUGGCUCUGCACCUCUUCUACAUGCAGAACAUAGACCAGGACGUGCGUGAUGACAUCCUCAUAAUGAAGCAAGUUGUGAAGAAGUCAGAGGCUGAGCGCUCUCGGGCUGAGUUGGAGAAGAAACAGCAGGACCUGCACGUGGACCAGCUCACCACCCGAGCCAACCAGCUGGAAGAACAAACCGCGCUGUUCGAGGCUCAGUACCACGCGCAGGUUGAGGACACUCGGAUGCUCAGGAAAGCAGUGAACGAGGCCUGCACGGAAAUUGACACCAUCAACGUGGAGAAAAAGCGCAUCCUGCAGCAGUGGGCCACCAGCCUGCUGGGCAUGAAGCACCGCGAUGAGGCUCACAGGACCAUCCAGGAGGCGCUCAGCGAAUGCCAGCAUCAAGCCAAGUCCAUGGACGGUGAGCUCGAAGCCUAUAAGAAAUCCAUCGUGAAGGAGGAAGAAAAGAACGAGAAACUGGCCAGCAUCCUGAAUCGGGCAGAGACGGAAGCCAGCCUGAUGCAGAAACUGACGGCGCAGUGCCUGGCCAAGGAGGAGGCCCUGCAGAACGAGUUCAGCACCUACAGGCUCACCCUGCUGGACACAGAGGACGCGCUGGGCAAGGCCCAAAUGGAAUACGCAGCCACCAUGGGCGAAUUGCAGACUCUCCACCAGACCGUCCAGCACGAGCUGGAGCUGAGGAGGAAGACGGAGGCCUCCAUUGUGGAGAAGCUGCAGGAACACAUGACCUCCAACAAGAUGACCAAGUACUUCCACCAGCUCAUCCUGAAGCUCCAGAAGGAAAAGACCAACCUGGUGACACAUCUUUCCAAAAUUGACGGUGACAUUGCUCAGGCCACCCUGGACAUAACAAACACCAGCUGCAGGCUGGACAUGCAUCAGAAGACGCUGGCCGAGCUGGACGAGGAAGUGAGAAAAGUCAACGACCUCAUCGCCAACAGCGAAAAUGAAAUCUCCAGGCGCACGAUUCUGAUUGAGAGAAGACAAGGCCUCAUCAACUUUUCCAACAAGCAGCUGGAGCAGAUGGUUUCUGAGCUUGGGGGGGAAGAAGUGGGGCCCCUGGAGCUGGAGAUCAAGAGGCUGACCAAGCUGACGGAGGAGCUCAGCGCCAGUGUGACCAGGGCCCAGGUGACCUGGCUCCGGCUGCAGCAGGAGAUGGUGAGGGCCACCCAGGAGCGGGAGGAGCAGCUGGCCUCCCUGGACCUGUCCAAGAAGGAGAUCCACAUCCUGGAGCAGAAGAAGACACGAACAGAGAACAAGAUCGACCAGGAGAAGAAGGAGCAGAAGGAGAUCCAGCGCCACAUGAGGAACCUGGACAGCGACCUGAAGAAGCUCAACGUGCUGAUGAACAGGAGCCGCUGCAGCUCGGAGGACCUGCAGCAGGAAAACCUGGCGACGGAGAACGAGUUCCUGCGAGCGCUCAAGGCCUCGGAGCGCGAGACCAUCGAGCUGCAGGAGAAGCUGAACCAGCUCAGCGAGGAGAAGGCGGCCGUGCUCAACAGCCUGGUGGAGGCCGAACACCAGAUCAUGCUUUGGGAGAAAAAGAUCCAACUGGCAAAAGAGAUGCGUGCCUCCGUGGACUCGGAGACGGGGCAGACGGAGAUCCGGGCGAUGAAGGCCGAGGUCCAAAGGAUGAAGGUCAAGCACAGGCAGCUGCUGAAGCAGCAGGAGAAGAUGAUCCGGGACAUGGAGCUGGCCGUCGCCCGCAGAGAGACCAUCUCCGCCCGGGCCGAGGGGCAGGGCAAGCUGGACAAGAGGCUGCUCACCCGGACGGACUUCCACCACAAGCAGGCGGAGCUGCGCCGGAAGGUCAGGGACAUUCACAAGGCCACCGAGGAGUGCACCAAAACCAUCCUGGAACUGGAAGAAACUCAGAGAUCCCUGAGUGAGUCCCUCGUGGAGAAGCAGGAGCAGCUGUCAAAGAUGCAGUCCAAGGCCGAUGAGCUCGAAGCCGACCUGGACCGGCUGGCGGCCCUCAAGCGGCAGGUAGAACCUUUCCACCCUCGUGGCCCUGCAAACGCGCCUCAAGCACCUGCAGGCCGUGAAGGACGGGCGGUACGUCUUCCUGCUCCGCAACAAGCAGUCGCUGCUGUCGGAGCUCAAGCGUCUGGAGGACCGGCUGGGCAGCAUCAACAACAUCCUCCACCACGUGAAGGAGGAGUACCCGCAGUUCCAGGGGGCCCUGCUCAAGGUCAGCCAGUCCAUCACCAACGGGCUGGGGUCCCCUGGGCCCUAGAGAGCACCUGGACACCCCUCUUCCAAGGCGGGCCCCCAAGGAAGGGAUCAGUUUUGUGCAUUGUCAGGGACUUUGAAUACGUGUGUCUGUCCCUGCUUUACUGAAAGUCACUGCUGCCCUCAGAGAAUGACGCCACUUAAAAAAAUAGGCCAGCGCUGUAGGAAUUGUUUGUUUAGCCACCCAGCUGUAUAAAUCAGGUCAAAUCCCAACGUUUCCAGUUCCAUUUUCCACAAGUAUUCCAUUUGCAAAGCAGACCCCCGUGCCCUCGCUGGGCUUACUCGUCCAAGGAAAAUGGGAAACCAGGUCUCUGUUCCCGCCCCACUCCCAGCUUGGGUUAAAUCCAGAUUCCCAGCUCACCGGAGCAAGUUCGGGAGGACGUGAAGCCCUUGCGGAGUCUGCAGGGCCUGACGUCUGCGAUUAGACCGUGCAGGUGCAGGAACACAGACCUCCCUGUCUGUGCCCGGUCCCCACCACCCUGGUCCACCCCGGGCUCCUCCUCCCACGCUCAAACUCCUGAACACCUGCUGUCUAUGGCUUCUUCGAGGGCUUAAGGGGAACGGUAAUUUUACAAAGUAAUUUUAAACUUUUCAGCAGGAAAAUAAAGUUUUUUUCUGAA
This is a messenger RNA of Phacochoerus africanus (Common warthog), 4077 nucleotides long. RefSeq names its product coiled-coil domain containing 40 (gene CCDC40). Bases 65 to 3565 code for a protein of 1166 amino acids. Gene Ontology annotation, cellular component: cytoplasm; cilium. Gene Ontology annotation, biological process: heart looping; epithelial cilium movement involved in determination of left/right asymmetry; axoneme assembly. The record is from RefSeq and is a predicted model, not a curated record. The transcript is spliced from 20 exons. Lineage: Eukaryota; Metazoa; Chordata; Mammalia; Artiodactyla; Suidae.